GUUUUUCCUUCGUUCUUUUCACCUUUAUUUUCUUUCAACAAACUUAAAAAAAAAAACUAAAGCCUGAGGCCAGUAAUAGAGAAGGCUUUGCUUCCAUCUCCUUCUUUCUCUAAGUCUCCACUCUAAUAGAUACCAAGAAAGAACAAUGCGAACUGCAAAUUUGUCUCAGAUCUUGUGUUUCUAAACGAAUCAGAUACAAAUAUUAUUUCCAUUCAAGAAGAAGAAGAAGAAAAGAAAGAUGUUGAGAUUGAAAGCUUUUAAGCCGAGCAGUGAGAAAAUAGUAAAGAUACAGUUACAUCCAACGCAUCCAUGGCUUGUCACUGCCGAUGCCUCCGAUCGCGUCUCUGUUUGGAAUUGGGAACACCGUCAGGUAAUAUAUGAGCUAAAAGCUGGUGGCGUUGAUGAGAGACGUUUGGUUGGAGCUAAGUUGGAGAAGCUAGCCGAGGGCGAAUUAGACUCUAAAGGGAAACCCACAGAAGCCAUGAGAGGAGGCAGUGUUAAACAGGUGAACUUCUAUGAUGAUGAUGUACGGUUUUGGCAACUUUGGCGCAACCGCUCGGCAGCUGCUGAAGCUCCGGGUGCUGUCAAUAAUGUUAGUUCAACAUUCACUUCUCCUGCUCCAUCAACUAAAGGGAGGCACUUUCUUGUAAUUUGCUGUGAAAAUAAAGCCAUUUUCUUGGAUUUGGUUACAAUGCGUGGUCGUGAUGUGCUUAAGCAAGAGCUGGAUAAUAAGUCGCUCUUAUGUAUGGAGUUUCUCUCCAGAUCUACUGCUGGGGAGGGCCCUUUAGUUGCAUUUGGUGGAUCGGAUGGUGUCAUUAGAGUUCUUUCAAUGAUAACAUGGAGGCUUGUACGUAGGUAUACUGGAGGUCACAAAGGAUCUAUUUCUUGUUUGAUGACUUUCAUGGCAUCCUCUGGAGAGGCACUUCUUGUCUCAGGUGGUAGCGAUGGUUUACUUGUUCUUUGGAGUGCAGACCAUGGUCAAGAUUCCCGAGAACUUGUACCUAAGCUAAGUUUAAAGGCACAUGAUGGUGGAGUCGUGGCUGUUGAGCUUUCCAGAGUGAUAGGAGGUGCUCCACAACUUAUUACCAUUGGCGCAGAUAAAACAUUAGCUAUAUGGGAUACAAUUUCUUUCAAGGAGUUACGGCGAAUUAAGCCUGUUCCAAAACUGGCUUGCCACAGUGUGGCAUCUUGGUGCCAUCCUCGAGCUCCAAACCUCGAUAUAUUAACUUGUGUUAAGGAUUCACAUAUAUGGGCUAUUGAACACCCCACAUAUUCAGCCCUUACGAGGCCAUUGUGUGAGCUUUCUUCACUCAUCCCUCCUCAAGUUCUAGCACCAAACAAGAAACUUAGGGUUUAUUGUAUGGUUGCACAUCCUUUACAGCCUCACCUUGUUGCUACUGGAACCAAUAUUGGUGUUAUUGUUAGUGAGUUUGAUGCCAGAUCUCUUCCUGCGGUAGCUCCCCUACCAACACCACCAGGAAAUAGGGAGCAUUCUGCUGUCUAUGUAGUUGAAAGGGAGUUGAAGUUACUGAACUUUCAAUUGUCCAACACAGUAAACCCAUCUCUUGGAAGCAAUGGCUCCUUAUCUGAAACAGGAAAGUACAGGGGAGAAUCAGCUGAACCAUUACAUGUCAAGCAGAUCAGGCAGCAUAUUAGUACACCUGUUCCACAUGAUUCAUAUUCAGUUCUUUCUGUUAGCAGUUCAGGGAAAUACCUUGCAAUUGUGUGGCCCGAUAUUCCUUACUUCUCCAUAUACAAGGUCAGUGAUUGGUCCAUUGUAGAUUCAGGCAGUGCAAGGCUUUUGGCUUGGGAUACAUGUCGUGAUAGAUUUGCUAUACUGGAAUCUGCAUUAGCUCCUAGAAUUCCUGUGAUUCCCAAGGGGGUUUCAUCAAGGAGAGCAAGAGAAGCAGCCGCAGCUGCAGCACAAGCUGCAGCAGCUGCUGCAAGUGCUGCUUCUGCUGCCAGUGUGCAAGUGCGUAUUUUGCUCGAUGAUGGUACAUCAAAUAUCCUGAUGAGGUCCAUAGGAAGUCGUUCUGAACCGGUAAUUGGCUUGCAUGGAGGGGCACUACUAGGUGUGGCCUAUAGAACUUCCCGGAGGAUUAGCCCUGUUGCAGCAACAGCUAUUUCUACUAUUCAAUCUAUGCCUUUGUCAGGAUUUGGAAGUAGUGGCGUGUCUUCAUUUAGUACUUUUGAAGAUGGAUUUUCUCCUCAGAGAUCUCCUGCAGAGGCAGCCCCUCAAAACUUUCAGUUGUAUAGUUGGGAAAAUUUUGAACCUGUGGGUGUACUACUUCCUCAGCCAGAAUGGACUGCAUGGGAUCAAACAGUUGAGUAUUGUGCUUUUGCCUAUCAGCAGUAUAUUGUAAUAUCUUCUUUGCGCCCUCAAUAUCGGUACCUGGGAGAUGUUGCAAUUCCCUAUGCUACUGGAGCAGUUUGGCAUCGGAGACAGCUUUUUGUGGCUACACCAACUACCAUUGAAUGUGUGUUUGUGGAUGCUGGAGUUGCAGCAAUUGACAUAGAAACGAGAAAGAUGAAAGAAGAGAUGAAAAUGAAAGAGGCACAGGCAAGAGCAGUUGCUGAACAGGGAGAGUUAGCCCUAAUCACUGUAGAAAAUCCCCAAACUGCUGCACAAGAAAGAAUAAAAUUAAGGCCACCUAUGCUACAGGUGGUUCGUUUAGCUUCUUUUCAGAAUGUUCCCUCCAUACCACCUUUCUUAACAUUGCCAAAGCAGACAAGAGUUGAUGACAGUGAUUGGGCAACACCAAAGGAGAUAGAAGAGAAGCGGGUUAAUGAGAUAGCAGUUGGUGGGGGAGGAGUGUCUGUGGCAGUUACUCGUUUCCCAACAGAGCAGAAAAGACCCGUUGGACCUCUAGUAGUGGUGGGUGUAAGAGAUGGAGUUCUUUGGCUGAUUGAUAGGUAUAUGUGUGCACAUGCCAUAUCCCUAAGUCACCCUGGGAUUCGCUGUCGGUGUCUUGCUGCUUAUGGAGAUGCUAUUACUGCAGUGAAAUGGUCAAGUAGGCUUGGUAGAGAACAUCAUGAUGAUUUGGCGCAAUUUAUGCUGGGGAUGGGCUAUGCUAUGGAAGCACUUCAUUUACCAGGGAUAUCUAAGAGGUUGGAGUUUGAUCUAGCCAUGCAGAGCAAUGAUUUGAAAAGAGCACUUCAGUGCCUUCUUACGAUGAGCAAUAGCAGGGACAUAGGGCAAGAUGGUACGGGACUUGGUUUGAGUGACAUUCUCAACAUAACAUCAAAGAAGGAAAAUAUUGUUGAAGCAGUUGAAGGAAUAGUAAAGUUUGCAAAGGAGUUUUUGGACCUUAUUGAUGCUGCAGAUGCUACUGCACAGGUUGACAUUGCUCGCGAAGCUCUCAAGAGAUUAGCUGUUGCAGGUUCCAUGAGAGGAGCUUUAGAGGAUCACGAAUUAAGAGGACUUGCUUUACGCCUUGCAAAUCAUGGGGAGUUGACAAGGCUGAGUGGUUUAGUAAAUAAUUUGAUUUCAAUUGGCUUGGGACGUGAAGCAGCAUUUUCAGCUGCUGUUCUGGGAGACAAUGCUCUCAUGGAAAAGGCUUGGCAGGAUACUGGGAUGCUCGCUGAGGCUGUACUUCAUGCCCAUGCUCAUGGGCGGCCAACACUUAAGACCUUGGUUCAGACUUGGAACAAAAUGCUACAGAAAGAGGUUGAACAUGGUCCGUCAACCAAGAUGGACGCUGCAGCUGCAUUUCUGGCUUCUCUCGAGGAACCCAAGCUUACCAGUUUGGCAGAUGCAGGGAAAAAACCACCAAUUGAAAUUCUUCCUCCAGGAAUGCCAUCACUUUCUGCUUUUAUUACUGGCCAGAAAAGACCUGGUCCCGGUACACUGGGUUCACAGCAGCAACCUAGUAAACCAUUACAAAUAGAAGCAGCCCCAGUUGCUACAACCGAACCAGUAUCUACAUCUAUUCCUAACACUACUGCUGCAACAACACCAGAAAAUGCACCUCCUAGUUCUACCCCAGAAGUAGAAAGUGCUAAACUGCAAACUCAAGCAGGUGAACCUCCUGUUUCUGUUGGUGAUAAUGCUCCUGUCCCAUCUUCAGGAAGCAACCCAGAUCUUGUUGCAUCAGGAGAAAGUAUCCCACCAGUGUCCACGAGCGAUACAACAUCAACCCCAACUGAAGUACCACCAGCACAAAUACCUGAUACUGAGGGAGCAACCGUUUCAAGAUCUAUGCCCUUAAGUGAUACUCUUGCUUGAAUAUCUAGUUUGUGGCCUACUGGAAAAACAGGACAUAUUGGGAAUUCUUAAUUGAUUCUUUGAUUUGCGGAGAAUUACAUGAAAGGAAUGUGGAGUAGAUAUUAGUUUCACAUCAAAUUGACUCUUAUAUUUUAUUCAUUUUUUUACUUUGGGAGGCAGAAUUUAGCUAUGUUCUGUAUUCUGAUUUGUAUUAUUUGUUUGCACCGUAUAGUUUUUUACAAUGCAGUUUAUAAUUUUAGAUGACUGGGUUGAGUUGCAGAGUUGUGGAUUAUUUCUAAUGGAGAUCUUUUACUGAUA
Messenger RNA from Jatropha curcas, 4522 nucleotides. Lineage: Eukaryota; Viridiplantae; Streptophyta; Magnoliopsida; Malpighiales; Euphorbiaceae. The record is from RefSeq and is a predicted model, not a curated record.